Molecule: messenger RNA, 3390 nt
Organism: Salpingoeca rosetta
Lineage: Eukaryota; Choanoflagellata; Craspedida; Salpingoecidae
Product: AGC/RSK/P70 protein kinase
Exons: 15
Coding region: 196-2331 (711 amino acids)
Biological process (GO): protein phosphorylation
Molecular function (GO): protein serine/threonine kinase activity; ATP binding
Source: RefSeq, a predicted model, not a curated record
UCGUUGGGUCGCUUGUGCGCCCCUCACCAUUUCCUACGACUUUUGGCUUUGUGUGUGUCUCGUGCUGCCUGUGCAUGUGUUGGAACACGAGCCUCCAAGGUCGCGCUAACCCAAUACAAGGUCACGGGCGAUAAGCCUGCCAGCGACAUAAUAGCGGUUGUGUGUUCUGUUUCUUGAUCAAUCGACACCAGGACCAUGGCCAAGUGCGAGGAGGGACUCGGCAUCUCCCUGAGCCAGCUGGACCAGCAUCCAGAACUGCUGCUUCCAUCAGCAAAGAACCACCACUACGACAGCGACGAUGAUGACCACCACGACGCUUCCCACUUCCACGCUCCCAUGGGCUCCGCCACGGAGCACAAGAGCAGCCCGCUCAGCUCCACCCAAGGCAACGACCACAAGGCCAAGCACGUUUCCAAGAAGAGCAAGAAGAACAUGAAGCCCGGCCGCUCAGGUGUGGUCAUGGCCCCGCCACUCGUCAAGCUCGUCAAGGCCAGCACCACCGCUGCCGCCAAACAACACACCCCGGCGACACCCUCGUCUCCGCCAUCCCCCCUGGCUUCCAGCGCCCUGGACCAGGCUGCCAAGCAGGAUGAUGCCGACGCAGCCGCCAAGGCCACCGGCGCCACCGACGAGGGCACCAAGCUGUCUGAUGGCGAUCACAGCGCCGCCGAGCAGCCCCUCGAGGCAGAUGCCGACGCCAACAACGAUGGCGCUGUUGACCCCGUGGAUGCAAGCGACUUUAAGUUCCUCCGUGUCAUUGGAUGCGGCGGUUACGGCAAGGUGUUUCAAGUCAGGAAGCGCACUGGAAGGGACGAGGGCACCAUCUACGCUGCCAAAGUCCUCAAGAAGGCGUCUGUCAUGACAAAGAAGAAGGACAUUGCCCACGCCCUUGCCGAGCGCAGCAUCCUCGAGAAGAUUGACUUCCCCUUCAUUGUCGGCCUCAAGUACGCCUUCCAGACGGACGAACGCCUCUAUCUCAUCAUGCCUUACCUUGGCGGCGGAGAGUUGUUUGGCGUUCUGGACUCUGAGGGCUUUCUGCUUGAAGAAGAAGCUCGGGUGUACAUUGCCGAGCUUGUGCUUGCGCUGGAGCAUCUGCACAGCCACGGCGUCAUCUACCGCGACCUCAAGCCAGAGAACAUCAUGCUCACCAGCGACGGCCACAUCAAGCUCACAGACUUUGGCAUGUGCAAGCAGCUCGAAGCGAAGAACGUCAAGACAAACACAUUCUGCGGCACCCUCGAGUACAUGGCGCCUGAGGUGAUUACGGCUGAGGGCCACAACUGCGCUGCCGACUGGUGGAGCCUCGGCGCUCUCACCUACGAUAUUCUUGCCGGCCGCCCGCCAUUCACACAUCCAAACCGCAAGAAGCUGGUCGACAACAUCCUGUAUGUACGUGUGCAGUACCACAAGACCUUCACCUCCCGCGCAAAGUCGUUCAUCCGCAUGUUCCUGCGGCGCAACCCGGACCAGCGCGUCAUCAACACAGACCGCAUCAAGGGCCACGUGUUUUUCUCCGGCCUGGACUUUGACGACGUUCUGCACAAGCGCGUCAGCCCGCCGUUUGUGCCCACGCUGGCGGAUGACACCGACCACAAGUACUUCUCCAAGGAGUUUACCGACUGCCCCGUGUGUCACUCCCCAGCGCCGCCCGUGCAGUGUGAUGUCUUUGCCGACUUCAACUACGUUGCUGGCAAGGACGGCCGCAACCUGCUGACUGAGCGCCCGCGCCGGCCGGAGGACGAGCCUGGCUUUGCCCGCGUCGAAAAGACAGUGCACUCUGCAGACCUCUCUGUUGGUCUGUCCACGCUCGAGCUCAACGCGGACGGCAGCGCAAAGCUGCGCGAGGAGAUGCUUGAUGCUGAGGCUGUUGCCUCGCAGACGGCCCUGCUUCCCAUCGAGGAGCAGGACGCCGAGCCCGCGCUCGUGCCGGCCGAAGACGACGAUGCCGAUGCCGCCAACGCCGCGGAGCACCAGGCCCAGGCCCAGCACCCCGCACAGCAGGCCCAGGAGCCAGGCGCAGAGGAGCAACAGCAGCAGCAACAGGAGGAGCAAGCACAGCAGGAGGAAGAUGGCGUGCCUCUGUCUGAUGCCUAUCUUGGCGUGCUGCAGCCAGCGCACACGCCCACCACCAAGUCGCCCACAAGCGCGUCGACCUCGUCGCCCCCGAGCAGCAAGGAGGCGGACAAGGACACCACCACAAAGAAGUUUGUCAACUCGCUUGCAGCUGCGCUCAACAAGGUGCGCGCCAAGCACGGACCACAGCAGCAACAGAACCAGAACCAGCAGCAGCAAUCUCCAAGCACGCCUGCGUCGCCUGCAACCCAGAAGUGACGUGCCAGCUCGGCUGAGGCAUCUCUCAUACCAGGCAGCACCGGGUCUGCCCCUGAUGAGGAUGGUGCCUUUAUGUUUUAGGCCCCCGCAUUAGCUUAAUUUGCUAUCUGUCUCUCAUUCCCUCUUCGUGUGUUUAUACGAUGCCCAUCGGCUGCUGCUUCGCUCUGCUAAUUGGUUGCUUUUGGUGGUUUUCCAACCACUUUCCCGCCUGUCUUUUGGCCAUCUCUCAUCUUCCCCCUCCCCCCAAUCUCUUCCGUCUCCUCCAUUUUUGUGGUCGUCUCCUGGCUAUGUUGACUGUCUCAAGCCCUGCCCACAAUUCCUCUUGCUGCUUUUCUCGUCGGCGUCUUCUGGGUGUGCUGUGGCUGUCUUGUUCACUCACACACAUCUUUUUUUCCUUCGAAAUUGACUCUUUGUGGCUUCUUCAGCCCAUGAGGUAAUCGAUUCCCCCCUCCUUCCCCUUCCAUUUACUUGCGCCUCCUUUUCUUGUUUCUUUGGCCUUUCUACGGCAGCGCAAUAAGCACUCCACUUCCUUUUCUUUCGUGACCGUGCGUCCCUCCUUCUAUGGCCGCAUUGCUUGUGUCCCCAUCGCUGUUUGUCGUUGCCUCUGUGCGUGUUCCUUCUUGUCCCCAGUUGGUACAUUGAUGUAGGCUUGAUAUGCCUGUUGUUUCUGCUCACGCCACACCCCCCCCCCUGGCCAAUCCAUAGUCAUAGCGAGCCAGUGCUUUUGUCUUCUUGUUUUGUGGCCAAUUUGGGGGACUCGUGAUGAGAAGGCGUCUUGUCAUGCUUGUCAGACUGACUGCAGUUCGGCUCGACCAGUCCUGUCCGGCUUGUUGUGUUUCUCGCUGUUCGCUUGUCGUCUUCGACCGAUCGUCGUACCCUCAACGAACAGUGUUGUUUCAUUAUUUUUCUCUCCUGAUCCUGAUCCUGAUCCUGUUCCUGAUCAUCGUUGGACUUCACAAUGUCCUUGCUUCCUGAUUGUUCGUUGUCCUACAGCAUGUUUCGCUGCGCUGUGCCAUGAUGUAGGACUGUUUCUUAAAAGGAUAACAACGCGCAACACAA